AUGGCCACUCAACACCCGGCACGAAAGAAUCGCGCCCUCAUCGCAUGCGAAAAAUGUCAUUUCCGCAAGGUUCGCCGUAAUGUUAGCAGCAAGGGAUCGCCAUGCGCAAGCUGUGAACAGGAUAGCGAGGAGUGCGUCUUCCGGGCCAAUUUUUUCAGCUGGCGGAAGAGGAGUCUGUCAAAGCCGGAUCAAUAG
Molecule: messenger RNA, 195 nt
Organism: Penicillium coprophilum
Lineage: Eukaryota; Fungi; Ascomycota; Eurotiomycetes; Eurotiales; Aspergillaceae
Exons: 1
Coding region: 1-195 (64 amino acids)
Biological process (GO): regulation of DNA-templated transcription
Molecular function (GO): zinc ion binding; DNA-binding transcription factor activity, RNA polymerase II-specific
Source: RefSeq, a predicted model, not a curated record